Messenger RNA from Choloepus didactylus (southern two-toed sloth), 1776 nucleotides. RefSeq names its product collagen alpha-1(I) chain-like. The transcript has 10 exons. NCBI's taxonomy places the organism in Eukaryota, Metazoa, Chordata, Mammalia, Pilosa, Megalonychidae. The record is from RefSeq and is a predicted model, not a curated record. Bases 1 to 1776 code for a protein of 591 amino acids.
AUGCCUGCGGCUCCGGGACAGUCCUGGGUCUCCCAUCCCCACUCACCUCCCUCGCGCUGGGUCCCGCCUGCUCUGGGCUUCGGGGUGCAGGGGGGUCACCCGGAUGUGCCUGAUCACAGGCCGGACCCCGUGCCCACCGUCAUAUGCGACUUGGGAAAAAGAACCAGGCCCGCCCAGCGCCAUCUGUCUCCGAGCGUGACUUGUCGGGGAUCCAGCGAGCCACCCGUCCCGAGCCGUUCUGCCCUUCUGGGGCCCCUCCUGAGUGCCAGGCCUGCCCUUGUGGGGGCUCUGCACCCCGAGGCCUCUGCUGAGACCUGGGGACCUGGGCUCACCCCGACAUCUCACUCCAGAAUCACCUUUACCUCCAUGACUGACGGGGACCUGCGGCUGAGGGGUGCUGGGGUCCCCUCUGAGCCUCGGUCUCUCCUCUUUGGGGAAAGGGAGCAGCAGCCCCCUCAGGAAGUGGCGCGAGGGUCUGAGGCUGUGAGGGACCCGGCUGGCACGGAGGGGAGGGAGGGGCCGCUGUGUCCGUCUGGGAGCUUUCCCCCGGCUACGGCCACCCUGGGCUCCCCCGGGCCCACCCCCGCCACCACCCGCCCAGAGAGAACCUUCUACCUCAGGACAGAGCCAGAGGGUCCAGAACCACGGGCAGGAGGGCAGACACCCCCAGGUUAUGAGGCUGCGGGGCCCAUGGCGGGGGGCUUGGACCUCGGGGAGCUUGGAUGCUGGGGGGCAUUGUCGAGGGCCCGGACAGCUCGGACCCCUGCCCCAGGCCUUGGCGCUCCCACAGGCAGGGGUGCAGUGGGGGGCCUGGUGGGGGGCGUGAGUGCCGCAGCUCACCCCGAGGCUUGGCUGAGGAGUGUCUGCACAACGCUGGUGAAGGCGGCGCUGGCCGUGGAGCCACGCUGCCCGUGGGCGGCUGUGGCCUGGAGCCAUGGCCCCCCGCCACCCCCCGGCCCUGGUCACCAACGCCAAGUCGAGGGGCAGACGUACAGGGGUCCGUUUGGGGGUGUGCAGGGCGAGCCUGCUGUGUGUGUCCUGCCUCCUCCUGCCCUCCUGCGGGGCCCCGGCCUGGCGUGGCGUGGGCAGGGAUGGAGAAGCCGCCUGGCUUGGCCCCUGCUGGCCUCGCCGCUGGGUGACAGACUGCUGAGCUCCCCUGUGGCCUGUGGCUUCAGGCUGGCCGGGGACCCGGUGCCCCUACAAGCUCCUGUAGGGUGGGACCGACGUGUGCCCACUUAUGCCCACCUCCUGCCUUGGGAGAUGUCCGGUGAGCGCCGGCGAUGGAGAAGUCCUGCCUCCACCGCCCGGGCUCGUCCGCCUCAGCCUUGGGAGCCACCCCGGGUUCCCGGGCCCGAGCUCGGGCUGCAGGGGCUGCGGGGGGCCGUGUUGGGUCCGGCUGUGGCUGGGAGCGAUGGUGACAGGGACGGCGAGACACUCAGACUCGCCUCUCCUCAGCGGGGCUGCACCCAUCUGGGGACCCCCCAUAUCGCAGCCCAGGACCCUCAAGGUUGGCGCCGUCUCCGCAGCAGAAAGGUUUACACAGAACGGCGUCUCGGGCACGGGCGACGGGGGCCAGGGGGCGGCCGUGCGUUCCCCAAGGGCUCACUGGUCCCUUCGUUCGCUGGGUCACCCGACGACCCCAAGGACCCCAAGGACCGAGAGCUGGGGUGGGGGCCGGGCUGCCUCCGAGGCCCCCCAGGCGGAGGACGGAGGGGCUGCAGCUCGGGGGCUGCCCAGGACAGGGUUGGGGCUCGGACCCCAGCAGCCACCCUGUGA